Messenger RNA from Lactuca virosa, 1855 nucleotides. The record is from the annotation of a GenBank genome assembly. NCBI's taxonomy places the organism in Eukaryota, Viridiplantae, Streptophyta, Magnoliopsida, Asterales, Asteraceae.
AUGAUUCUUGUGGUCUUUUUUGCCUCCUUUCUUCUCUCUUGUCUACCUUUUCUUCACUCUGCUACAAACCACAGCAUUUCUACAUCAAUCUGCCCAAAAAGUUUCGUUUGCCCACAUUUAGCCCCAUCCAAGUACCCUUUUUAUAAUGCCAGUGACACGCAAUGCGGGUUGAUCAAGGUCAACUGUACUUCGUAUGGUGGGGAAAUUCGUCUUGGAAGAGACUCAUAUCAGAUUCAUGGCAAUUUUGUAUCUGAUUCUUCCAUCUGGGUUGUUAACAACAUGUUUGAAAAACUUGUACAGAAGGAAAGCUGUCACCUUCCUGCGAUAAGUGUCACAAGGAAGAAGGCCAGUGUCAUACUCCCAAUGGACAGUUUCUAUGUUCCAACGCCAAAAUGGGUGAUGCGCACUGGCACAACCAUGAUGGGACUCAAGUCUACCAACACAAAAAAGGCAGAAAUAGAAAAAACACACAGAAAACUGACACUCAUCCUAGUUCUCGCUGGAUCUGCCUUCAUCCUCAUCCUCUCUCGUCUUAUGUUCAUAAUCUGGCGACGCUACAAGACCAACCUUCCUUCCUAUUACUCAUCAAAGGACGACAUAUCACCAAACAAUGAAGAUGGGAGUCUUUUCUAUGGUGUCUCUGUUUUCUCCUACACAGAGCUUGAAAAUGCCACCGAAAAUUUCGACCCUUCUAAGGAACUAGGGAAUGGAGGUAAAAGAGCUGUUUACUAUGGUAAACUCCAAGAUGGCCGAGAAGUUGCAGUGAAGAGACUCUACGAGCACAAUUACAAGCGAGUCAAACAAUUUAUUAAUGAGGUCAAAAUCCUCACCAGAUUGAGGCAUCCCAACCUCGUGGUCCUCUAUGGUUGCACUUCUCGACAAAGCCAUGAGCUUCUCCUUGUGUAUGAGUACAUCUCCAAUGGCACUGUUGCAGAUCACCUCCAUGGCGAACUAUCAAAUCCAAGCUCGCUAACAUGGCCCUUACGUAUGAAUAUCGCCAUUGAAACUGCCAGAGCUUUAGUGUACCUUCAUGCCUCUGAAAUCAUACACCGAGAUGUCAAGACCAGUAACAUUCUCCUUGAUCACAAUUUCAGUGCCAAGGUAGCAGAUUUUGGGCUCUCCAGGCUCAUACCGAAUGAUGUCACUCACGUGUCUACAGCUCCUCAGGGAACCCCAGGAUACGUGGAUCCCCAAUAUCACCAUUGUUACCAAUUAACGGAUAAGAGUGACGUUUACAGUUUUGGAGUGGUCUUGAUUGAACUAAUAUCAUCAAUGGUGGCUGUCGAUUUAAGCAGGUCACAAGAUGAGAUUAGUUUGGCUGAUCUAGCUUUGAACAGGAUACAAAGAUGUGCGUUAGAUCAAUUGAUAGACCCGGAUCUAGGAUCCAAUUCAGAUGCUGAAAUUAUGAGGAUGAUAACAUCAGUGGCAGAGUUGGCUUUUCAAUGUUUACAGUAUUAUUCAGAAAUAAGGCCUACGAUGAGUGAGGUGUUGGAUGUGUUGGAGGAUAUUCAAGCCCCAGGGAGAAUUGAUUCUGUAAAACCGCCACCACCGUCUGAAGCCAGUGAUAAGACGGUUUUGUUGAAAGACUUCUUGCCUUCGCCGGUCUCCGUCACCGGUGAAUGGCACAGCGAAAGCACCGUAUCAACUACACUUAGCGUUACAUAGAUUCCUAAUGAAGAGCCGUAUCAGAACAAAGCAUCAUCAUGCAAAUUCAGGUACAUAGUAUGGUUUCUGUUCGAUUAUUCCAUCGUUUCUAUGCCUGAAUAUGAAACUUUUCAUGAGAUCAGUAAAAGGAAUGUAAAUAAUAUUAGAGAUGCAUCAUUAUUGUAUACCACCAAUGGAGCAGUUUUAUCAA